Molecule: messenger RNA, 2075 nt
Organism: Arachis ipaensis
Lineage: Eukaryota; Viridiplantae; Streptophyta; Magnoliopsida; Fabales; Fabaceae
Source: RefSeq, a predicted model, not a curated record
UCCAUGCUCCUGUUAGAUGCCUUUAACAAAGACAGGGCAUCUUUACCUCAACCUCUGCCAAAUCCACCUCCUUUGGCUCCCAUUCCUGUUGCUGCUCCUGACCCUCGAACACAAAAGAUGAUAAAUGAGAAGUUGAAGAAAGCCAAGGACCUUGGCGAGCAAGGAAAGGUUGAUGAGGCGCAAAAAGCAUUGGAAGAAGCCGAAGCACUUAAGAAGGUCCUUCACUUUUUAUAAUAUGGUUUUGUUUGUCUUGCUAUUAAAAUCAUUUUGGGUACUGUUUGCUUAUUUAAAUCGAAGAGUUCAUAUAUACCUGCUGUGAUUUUUUCUUGUUAAUUUUGAUCUGUGUGUUAACAAUCUUUGCUCUCUUCUUUUAGUUGCCUUUGUUGCCGAGGCACAGAGAGAGAGACAGAGAGUUUUUGGUUUGUGUUCUUCGUCAAAAUUCCUCAUCCAAGUAAAAUUCCAUUAAAUUUUUUUUUCAACUUUAACUUUAUUCCUCAGUUCAUUGUGUUCCUCUGCCCUGGUCAUUCCUAGAAUAGUAGAAUUAUUCGCUUUUUUCAGCUAAGUUUAGUCUAUGUUAUUAUCACCUCCAGAAUUGGCAUAUUCUUGUGUCCCCAUUUUUCUCAAAACCAUCUUUAGUCUCUCGACACUUUAUAAAGUUAAUAUUUUUUAAAAUGAGUUGUAGUUCUUAUACAAGUAUCAAACCACUUGAAGGAACUAGCUUGUCUUUUGUAGCUUAAGAUAUAUCAUUGGACAUGGGAAGGCUGCAAGGUGUUGAAUAUGGCUGCAGAGAUGUAGUAAUACACAGAAUAAAAUUAGAAUGGGUAUCACAUGGGGAUAACGUUCAUGUUCAUCCAACUGGCCUAUUUGCAAGUGUUGGUCAAGCAGGGUUUGGCUUUGGUAUUUCACCAAAUCCACCACCUGCUCGAGACAAUGCCGCAAAACUCCCCUUGGCUAAUUCUUCCAUGAAGAACGUGUUGAUACCUGAUGAUUUUGGUUUUCAAACUACAACAAGGUUUCAAGGAUUUUUGUUGAGUGGUGAGCAUGAAGAAGCUGCAACUGAAGUGGUGCAUCUUUCUCGGCUUGGUGAAGAAUGGGUGUUGUGGACUUCUGAGGAGUUUGGAUUUAUCACUCCAAGUGACUCUAUCUCUACAGGGAGUAGUAUAAUGCCUCACAAAAAGAAUCCAGACCCAAUGGAGCUAGUCCGUGGAAAGUCUGCUAGGGUCAUAGGAGAUUUGGUUACUUUGCUUACAUUAUGCAAAGGGCUCCCUCAUGCAUACAAUCGUGAUUUGCAGGAAGACAAAGAACCAGUAUUUGACAGUGUUAAAACUAUUUUGGGGAUGCUUGAGGUGUCAGCGGAGUUUGCACUGAACAUCAUCUUCAAUCGGGACAGAAUACAAAAUGCUUUACCUGCUGGUCAUCUUGAUGCAACAACACUUGCCGAUUACCUUGUUAACAAGGGAGUGCCAUUUAGGACCUCUCAUGAUAUUGUUGGAAGAGCCGUUGCCUUGUGUACAUGCAACCGCCGCAAAAUCGUCAACCUGAUUUGCGGCGGUUGUGCCAGCGAGGGCGCCUCAGUAGAUGGAAGCAUGGAGGCAGGUGCAGCAUUGGAGAGUCCGAGGGUGGCAAAUAUUGAGGAUCAGGGAGUGCCAGCACCGCAGGACAAAUCACCAAUUGAGAUUGGGCAUCACUCUGUUGGUAUAGUGGGGGACAUAAGGGGACAUUGGUUUCUAUCAUCUAUGCAGGGUGUUUGUUGUAAGUUUAUUGAUCCCUUUGAUCAGAGUGUUAUGAUUGAGGUUCAGUUUGAUCAUUUGACUUGGACGUGUAGUGCUACAAAGAGACAAGUACAAAAUGUGAUGGUGGUUUUGGAGAUUUUUUGCAAAGCAUUUGGGAUGAAGAUUAAUGCGGAGAAGUGCUUUACUCCAGUCCGAAAGUGGGUUGGUAUUGGUAUGGAGCUAGAUCCAAAGUCUAUGACUCGUGUAAUGGUUACUUAUAGUUGUAGAGGCUCUUCCUACUGCAAAUUUUCACUUCAGAAGAGGGAUGUCAUCAUUGACACAUUGCUCAAGAUGUCUUUCUAG